AUGUAUUUAUUACUUUACGCUGGCAUCGAGGUUAGGACUGGGCGAAAGUGGUCAGUGAGUCGUGCGGUGGAGCUUGCAGAGAGCAGUCUCAAGCACCAAGACAUUGUGGGUAUGACAAACAUAGGAAAAGAAGGACUAGGCACCAGGAAGCACCAAAGAUGGGAGACUUCAACACAGCAGGAAAGAAGAUCCCUAGUACAGACCGAGAUCAGGAAAGAAGCAGAGCAGGAAAGAAUGUCAAGGGCAGUCCAGCUAGGACCACAGGGAAACUGGACAAGAUGGCAGGUUCCAGAAAGGAAAUUAUCCUGGCAAGAGAUCUGGCAGUACGAGCCACUCAGACUGAGUUUCCUGCUUCGUUCUAUCUACGACAUGCUCCCAUCUCCUACCAACCUGUACCAGUGGAAGCUGAUUGACGACCCGGCAUGUCCAUUGUGUGGUUCACCAGGAUCACUCAAACAUGUACUCUCAUCAUGCCCUACAGCCCUAUCUCAGGGGCGCUACAGAUGGCGUCAUGACCAGGUCCUGUCUGAGGUAGCCCAUGUCCUUGAGACCGAAAGGAAGAAAGAGAGACCGAGGCCAAACCAGAAACCGCUACAUCGGGUUCCUGAAGGAGGGAGAACAAGUACCCAAGUCAGCCCCAGCAUCGACCGGAAUCCUGAAUGA
Ruditapes philippinarum (Manila clam) is the source of this 663-nucleotide messenger RNA. RefSeq lists its product as uncharacterized. The record is from RefSeq and is a predicted model, not a curated record. Bases 1 to 663 code for a protein of 220 amino acids. The transcript has a single exon. Lineage: Eukaryota; Metazoa; Mollusca; Bivalvia; Venerida; Veneridae.